CUGUGGUGGGAGAGCUGAGCGGAGGAUUAUUGACGGGCUGUUGGUCUGCCAUUUGUUGGUGUUCUAGUACACGUUUGUGUCUACUUUAUAUAUCUUGUUGACUAGAGUGAGAGGCCGUGUUUACCUUUUGCUUUGGAGGCUGUCUACUAUUAAGCACUACCCCGCGGUGAAGGCCAUACGGCAAUAUGCGCCUCAUCAAGAACAAAAUCGAGCACAAUGGCUCCGGUACGGUGACGCUGUGUCCGGAGGAGCCGGAGGAUAUGUGGCACGCAUACAACCUCAUCCGACCCAACGAUCUCCUCCGCGCCAGUGCCAUCCGUCGCGUCACCUCCACCCAAGAGACCGGAUCGACGACCUCCGCACGAGUUCACCUGAUGCUGGAGAUCCGCGUCAAGAACCUCGACUUCGACCCGCAGAGCUCGCAGCUGCAUGUUAGCGGGACCAUCGUGAACGAGACGGCGCAUACGAAGAUCGGACAGCACCAUACGCUCGAUUUGGAACUCAAUCGGAAUUUCACGUUGGAGAAGGAGGUCGGAGCGGACGGCGAGGGCGUUGGAUGGGAUAGUAUCGCAGUGCAGAUGUUGAAGGAUGCGGUGGACGAAGGGGGCAACCGGAGAGCCGAGGCCGUGGCCGUGGUGAUGCAGGAAGGCCUGGCGCAUAUUUGCUUUAUCGGGCAGUUUCAGACUAUCCUCAAGCAGAAGGUCGAGAUGUCGGUGCCCAGGAAACGACAUGGUGGGGGUGAUCAUGAUAAGGGCAUGUCCAAGUUCUUCCAGGUUACACUCGAUACGCUGCUGCGCCAGCUAGAAUUCAACACCAACUCCGCGGCACUCACGAGCAACGAGGCCGUUCGACCUGUCCUCCUGGCGUCUCCUGGCUUCGUGGCCGCCGGUUUCCAAAAGUACAUCCAGUCGGUGGCAUCCACCACGACGCCGGCACUCAAACGGCUCCUGCCCAGCAUUGUGGUCGUACAUUCUGCCUCUGGGUAUCUCCACUCUUUAGCGGAGGUACUGCAGUCGCCUGCUGUGAAGACGAUCCUCGCCGACACCAAGUAUGCGCGCGAGACCAAGCUCAUGGACGACUUUCUGGAGCAACUGCGCAAGGAAACCAACAAGGCGACGUACGGGCCCCGCGAGGUCGAAUCAGCUGUCGACCAGGGCGCCGUCGGCCGCGGCGGCGGCGUGCUGAUCAUCUCCAAUCGGCUGUUUAGGUCACAGGACGUGGCGGAGCGCAAACGCUGGGUGUCACUGGUGGAUCGAGUGCGGGAUAUUGAAGGAGGCGAAGUGCGGGUGCUCAGCUCGGAUCACGAGAGUGGAAGGCGACUCGAUGGGUUGGGAGGUGUAGCGGCCCUGUUGACGUUUCCUAUAGUGGAUGAUGAUAUAGAGGAAGACGACCAAUAAAGCCUAGAUCUGAUGUCCUGAUACAUAGGAUCUGUUGUUCCGGAGAAUAUUGUACAUAUCUAUUUCUUUCCUUCUUGGAGCUUACCUUCUAAUCACUGUGGGUGUGACCCGCAGGAGUAGGGUGGCAUUGGACCUGACGGGCUGUCCAAUAUCCUGGAUCUGAUAGGCGGGCUAUCUCUUCAUAUUCAAGUAGCUGGGCAUGUUAGCCUUCUCAUGUCAGUCUGAUAGGAAGGCCCGAGGGAUCUUCAAUGACUGCCAUCAUUGUUUAUUGCUGUUGGUCCGCGGUUUUCUACAGGAGGUUACUAUGAGAGGGGAGCAAACCAUCCUCUGGUUUGUAUUAAAGAUUUGUCAUUCACUAUUCAAGAUUCUUGAGCGUGUGACUUCGCAGGCCACAGGAGUACCCUUCGUUGAUUGCUACCACCGACAUGGCUG
Aspergillus ibericus CBS 121593 is the source of this 1829-nucleotide messenger RNA. RefSeq names its product putative translation factor pelota. Gene Ontology annotation, biological process: nuclear-transcribed mRNA catabolic process, no-go decay; ribosome disassembly; RNA surveillance. The record is from RefSeq and is a predicted model, not a curated record. The transcript has 3 exons. Gene Ontology annotation, cellular component: cytoplasm. The coding region runs from base 186 to 1397 and encodes 403 amino acids. NCBI's taxonomy places the organism in Eukaryota, Fungi, Ascomycota, Eurotiomycetes, Eurotiales, Aspergillaceae.